AUGGGCGCAGGCAGUCCCAGGAGGCCGUCGUGGCUUCUGUCGCCGCCGCCGCCGCCGCCGCUGCUGCUGCUGCUGUUCUUGGGCCUCGCGGGCGCCGGCCGGCAAGUCGACAAAGUCGGCGACUACCAGGAGUCGGUGCUCGCCCUCGUGUCGGAGGCGGAGGCGGAUGGCCGGGCUGACACGGCGGAGCCCUUGGCCACAGCCACCUUCCACCGCUGCGCCAAGGUGCGAGCGCCCGGGUGCUGGGCAAGGACGAGCCCAGCGCGCUCCUUCCUCUCGGAUCUGUUUCUGCGGUGCAAGGGAGGGAAGCAACGAGCUUUGUCUUACACAGGUGGAGGCGGCCAGGUAAAGGUGUAUCUCUUAGACACCAGUAUCCAAAGUGGUCAUCGGGAAAUUGAGGGCAGGGUGACAGUCACUGGCUUUGAUGAUGUGCCUGAGGAAGACGGGACAGACUUCCACAGACAGGCCAACAGGUGUGACAGCCAUGGCACCCAUGUGGCCGGGGUGGUCAGCGGCAGAGAUGCUGGCGUGGCCAAGGGCGCCAGCCUGCACAGCCUGCGUGUGCUCAACUGCCAAGGGAAGGGCACAGUGGGUGGCAUCCUCAGAGGUUUGGAGUUUAUUCGGAAAACUCAGCUGGCCCAGCCCUCAGGGCGCUCUGUGGUGCUGCUGCCCCUGGCGGGCGGGUACAGCCGGGCCCUCAAUGCCGCCUGCCAGCGCCUGGCGAGGACUGGGUCGGUGCUGGUGGCUGCUGCUGGCAAUUUCUGGGAUGACGCCUGCCUCUACUCCCCAGCCUCGGCCCCCGAGGUCAUUACUGUUGGAGCUACGAACGCCGAGGACCAGCCGGUGACCCUGGGAGUUCUGGGGACCAACUUUGGCCGCUGUGUGGACCUCUUUGCCCCAGGAGAUGACAUCAUAGGUGCCUCCAGCGACUGCAGCACCUGCUUUAUGUCCCAGAGCGGGACGUCCCAGGCUGCUGCCCACGUGGCUGGCAUUGUGACCGUGAUGCUGACCACCGAGCCAGAGCUCACCCUCACAGAGCUGAGGCAGCGACUGAUCCGCUUCUCUGCCAAAGAUGUCAUCAAUGAGGCCUGGUUCCCUGCGGACCAGCGGGUGUUGACCCCCAACUUGGUGGCCACUCUGCCCCUCAGCACCCCGGGAGCAGAUGGGCAGCUGCUCUGCAGGACUGUGUGGUCAGCGCACUCCUCGGAGGCCCUGGCCCGCUGUGCUGUGGAUGAAGAGCUGCUGGGCUGCUCUAGUUUCUCCAGGAGGGGCCGGCGGCGGGGAGAGCGUGUGGAGUCCCAAGGGGGCAGGCGGGUCUGCCUGGCCCACGGUGCAUUUGGGGGUGAGGAUGUCUUCGCCAUUGCCAGGUGCUGCCUGCUACCCCAGGCCAGCUGCAGCGUCCACACAGCUCCACCCAGGGGUGCUGGCAGGGAGACGCAUGCCCACUGCCACCAGCAGGGCCGUGUCCUCACAGGCUGCAGCUCCCACUGGGAGGUGGAGGAUCUUGGCGCCCCCAGGCACCCCAGACCGAGGCCACGGCCCGCCGGGUGUGUGGGCCACGAGGAGGCCAGCGUCCACGCUUCCUGCUGCCACGCCCCGGGUUUGGAGUGCAAAGUCAGGGAGCAUGGGGUCACGGGCCCUGCCCAGAAGGUGGCCGUGGCUUGCGAGGAGGGCUGGACCCUGACUGGCUGUGGGACUCUCCCAGGGGCCCUGUACACCCUGGGGGCCUACCCAGUGGACAACACCUGUGUGGUGAGGAUCCAGGACAUCAGCAGCGAAUUCGAGACCAACGAGGGGGCUGCAGCUGCUGUUGCCAUCUGUUGCCGGACCUGGCCCUUGAGGGUGCAGGCCUCACAGGGGUUCCAUUGACAGUCCCCUUAGAACACAAUGCACGGAGAAGGGGUCAAGGCUCGGCUGCAGGGAUCCCACGUCUUAGGUGGGUGUCGACAUGGUUCCUUCUUCCCCCGAAGCUCUCUUCAGCUUGGGCCAUGGGCUAUCUCCUCC
Messenger RNA from Condylura cristata (star-nosed mole), 2004 nucleotides. RefSeq names its product proprotein convertase subtilisin/kexin type 9 (gene PCSK9). Bases 1 to 1869 code for a protein of 622 amino acids. Gene Ontology annotation, biological process: proteolysis. NCBI's taxonomy places the organism in Eukaryota, Metazoa, Chordata, Mammalia, Eulipotyphla, Talpidae. Gene Ontology annotation, molecular function: serine-type endopeptidase activity. The transcript has 10 exons. The record is from RefSeq and is a predicted model, not a curated record.